Arachis duranensis is the source of this 1197-nucleotide messenger RNA. RefSeq names its product cytochrome c-type biogenesis ccda-like chloroplastic protein 2. The record is from RefSeq and is a predicted model, not a curated record. Gene Ontology annotation, biological process: cytochrome complex assembly. Bases 156 to 1004 code for a protein of 282 amino acids. Gene Ontology annotation, cellular component: membrane. Lineage: Eukaryota; Viridiplantae; Streptophyta; Magnoliopsida; Fabales; Fabaceae. The transcript is spliced from 12 exons.
GUCUUCGUCUUCGACCUUGCGGAGUUGCAAACUGCAAUCUUGAACGACAUGGCAGGAAUAUUGUUCUUAUCAACACAUCGAAGGAACUUCCAAAAUGUGACAAUUGUCUUCAAUCAAAGUUGAAGAUUGGUACUAGCAAUAGUGUGACGACAUUAAUGGGUGCCAUGGCAGUGACACACUUGAUUGCUCCAGUUGCUGCAAAAGCUGAAGUAGCUGCUUCUGUUUAUUCUUUGGCUGAUGCAAACCUAAGUGACUGGUUUGGAGGUUUAUUGUAUUCAGCUGGGCAACAGGCCAAUGAAGCUGUUCAGAGUCAAUUAUCUUCUCCCAGUUUCACUAGUUUGGCAGUAAUUUUUGGGGCAGGGCUUGUGACCAGUCUUUCUCCUUGUACACUCAGUGUCUUACCGUUGACCCUUGGUUACAUUGGGGCAUUUGGCUCUGGAAAAAGUAGAGCAGAGGUUAUUGGGGAUUCAAUUGCAUUCUCCUUGGGUCUUGCAACAACAUUAGCCCUUUUGGGAGUCGCUGCAUCCUUUGCUGGAAAGGCUUAUGGACAGAUAGGCCAAGGAUUACCACUGGCUGCUUCUGGUUUGGCUGUAAUUAUGGGUCUGAACCUUCUUGAGAUCAUUGAAUUGCAGCUCCCCUCGUUCUUCGACAGUUUUGAUCCACGUGCAGCAGCUGCCAAUUUCCCAUCAAGUGUGCAAGCAUAUCUGGCUGGGCUUACAUUUGCUUUAGCUGCCUCGCCUUGCAGCACACCUGUACUGGCUACCCUUCUAGGUUAUGUUGCUGCAUCCAAGGAUCCAGUGAUUGGAGGCAGCUUACUUUUGACAUACACAACUGGUUAUGUUGCUCCCUUACUCUUAGCUGCUUCUUUUGCUGGAGCAUUACAGAGCUUGCUUUCAUUUCGCAAGUUCUCAGCAUGGAUCAAUCCCAUAAGUGGAGCAAUGCUGCUAGGAGGUGGUGUGUAUACUUUCUUAGAUAGGCUGUUCCCUGCAACAAUGGUGAUGUAGAAAAUUUCCAUGCUCUCAACACAUGGCUCUUACUCGAAACACCUCGUAUAUAUGAUACAAUGAUGCAAAAUUCAAAAGAAAUUGAAAUUCAAGUGCAAGUGCAAGAUUUACUGUAUUCUACAGUUCCUAUCCAAAUCUAUUAUGUAUUAUUUAGAUCAUUAUAAUCUUUUAUUUAAAAGAACUACUUUAAGUC